This is a messenger RNA of Lachancea thermotolerans CBS 6340, 822 nucleotides long. Its product is annotated as carboxymethylenebutenolidase. Lineage: Eukaryota; Fungi; Ascomycota; Saccharomycetes; Saccharomycetales; Saccharomycetaceae. Bases 1 to 822 code for a protein of 273 amino acids. The record is from RefSeq and is a predicted model, not a curated record. The transcript has a single exon. Gene Ontology annotation, molecular function: hydrolase activity.
AUGCUAAUUGAAGAGAGCUACAGAGACGUUAAGACCAGCUACAACACUAGCCUAAGACUGUACACGUUCACUCCCAAGAUCGCCGGCCAUCCACAUGCCAAGUUUCCGGGUGUUCUGGUAUUCAGCGAAAUCUACCAAGUGACCGGGCCAGUAAGAAGGUUUGCGCAACGCAUUGCGGCCCAAGGAUACGUGGUGGUGGCCCCUGCAAUAUACCACAACUUCGUUGGGCCCGAGGCGCUAGCGUACGACGCAGAGGGCACUGACAUGGGCAACGAGUUCAAGAUCAAGAAGCCCUUAGAAUCCUACGACGAAGACUCUAAGCUGUGCUGCGACUACCUCUACGAACUACCACAGUUCAACGGGAAACGUAUUGGUGCUACCGGGAUGUGCUUGGGCGGCCACCUCGCGUUCCGUAGUUUGUUGGACAAGCGUGUCACAUGCGCGACUUGCUUCUUCCCUACCGAUAUCCACUCCAAGACGUUGGGUCUGGGCCAAAACGACGACAGUUUGGAGCGAGUCGCAAACGAGGCGACCAAGGACCAGGAGCUUGUCCUGAUUUUUGGCACUCUAGACACCCAUGUUAGCCCUGAAGGCCGGGACCUGAUCCGCAAGCAGCUACGCGACCAUGGCGUCAACGUCACCUUCAUGGAGAUCCAUGCGGCCCAGCACGCGUUCAUCAGAGACGAGUCCAGCAAGGGCCGCUACGACGCCGCGAUCACAGAGAGCUGCUUGGGAUUCAUGUUUGAGCAGUUCAACAGAAGACUCGCGCUGGACCUCGGCGACUUCGUGGAGGACAACAAAAAGGUCGAGCAUGUAUGCUAA